CCUGUUUCUGCCAUACAGGGCAUUUUAGUGACGUUCCGACAUCAGCAGAUCCCUUUCAGCUGUCAGCCGUGUCCGAUCUCUCCAUUUGCUGACCGGAGAGCCGCUCCCUUUGCUGCUGCUGAGCCUCUCCGAUCUCCUCUGCCUUGCUCGCCACUCGACUCGCAGCUCUCUGUGGCAGCGGCAGCUCCUCCAGCAUGCUUGGCUUGUGGCUUCUCGCCCUGACAUUCGCCCUGGUGCUGUGCUUCCCGACGGUUGACGCCGUCAGCUUGAAGCAGGUCAGUCCGGGCCCAUUGCAUAGCCUCAGGUCUUGUCUACUCGAGUCACCAGCUGUGUGUUGUUCUCUCCAUGAUGUUCUCUCUCUCUCUCUGUGUGUGUGUGCGUGUGUGUGUUGUGGAUUGCUUGCAGCACGUGCACAGCGAUGGCGGCGCCUCGUUCGUCAACGCGCCGCUGGUUCGCAGCAUGACUGCCCCUUCCCGUCCUCCCCUUCCAAACACACAUCGUGGCACCGGGCCACCUCCGCUCGCAGCUUUCCGCUCUGGGAUGCCAUCCUCCGCCCCGGUGCUCUGCCGAGUGUUCAAGCCGGAUGGCGAAAAUGUCGGUAGCCUGGUGCCGGUCCCGGUGACCGCGUCGACGACGCUGGAGCAGUUAGAGGAUAGGGCGCAGCAGCUAUACAUAGGCAAGGGCAAAGUGGGAAACGAUACCUACUUGGAGCUGGAUGUCAGAACUACAAACAAGUAUCUCGCUGGUCAGUCAGCGGCAAACAGACAGACAGACAGACAGACAGACAGGAAGGAACAAGCGCAUGUAUCACAGACUAGGUAUCACACAUCUCUCUCUCUCUCUCUCUGUGUGUGUGUGUGUGUGUGUGUGUCUGUGUACUUCGUGUGGACGGCGUCACCGCCGCAUUGCUCCAUCCAUCAGGCCGUAAGACCAUCCCCUCUCCGCUUUCUCUUGUCAAGGACGUGUUCAACCAAGGUGAGUCGUCACACACACAGGAGGCAAUCAACGAAAACAUCACGCCGACAAGCAUUCGUUCGUUCGUGUGUUUGUGUGCCAUCCAUCCAUCCAUCCAUCGUCCAUUCAGGUGAGGGAACUACAGAGAACCCGAUACGGUUCAUCAUCAAGCCCAAGCCGGGUAGCCGCGACAGUGUCAGGGAGGAAGUCAGGCAGCUGCGUGCACUCCUUCGACUGAACCCUUUCUUCACGCCCAUCGUCCCUCCCUGACGCUCUUCCCACGCGAGCAACUCAUUCCUCAGCCUCCUGUAUGCCCUCUACGUCAGUUGGCUGUCAGCGUACGCCAUGUGUCCUCGAACGACAUAGCCGUCGCCGUGCGCCGGCGACAUCCGUCGCUUCGUGCUCCCUCAUCCGGCAGCUUCGGCGACUACGUGUUCGAGUCGGUCACCGACUUGACCAUCGAAGACCCUCAUCUCGUCACCAACGGCGCGCUGCCCUCCCUCCCAGCGACACCGUGCGAUCGCUUCCCGCGACUGUGUUAUGUCUUCAUUAUGACCCCAUCCAUCCAUUUGGUUUGAGAGGGCGGGGUGAGGGAGCUGCUAGUCGCCGACGUCCCCAUCAGCCGAUACGACACGACCUACGGCACCGGCCAGCCGCCGCCAAGUGAGGCCGCAUCCAAUUUGGCCGCAUCCGGCCUUCUCGGUCAGCUGGCACUCGAGUGCCUCGAUGUGACCCUCCGUGUGGACCAGGUGGUGUUGAGCUUUAUGCCCGCACAGCCUAUCGGGGCAUUCCGACCACAGACAUGCCCCAUCAACCACCCCUUCACGACGCCCGAGCUCGCCGCCCGCCUCCCGCCCAUCAAGGCGCUGUGCAUUAGCAUGCCCUAUUGCGUCCACGACCGCUUCGGCAGUGUGCAGACCGACUUCAUCAUGGCCGUCAUGCACAACACACCGGGCUCAAGCGGGUCGAGUUCGGCGGGGAGGUGACUCAAAAUUUGGUCAGCGGGAGCCCGCACCUGCUGCGUCACUCGCCUGUCUAGUUGGCGUUUGGUGCUGUGGAUGAGGCCUUGGCAUCGGCCGGGUCGCCGUUUGUGGUGGUGUCCACUGACGACAGCAGACUUACACUGGAGCGAUAGAUGCCAUUGGGCCGGGCGUGAGAGAGUGGAGAGGCGAUGGGGCUGUGCGGGCUGCCUUAGUGAUAGCCAGCUUGCUUGUUGGUUGAGCAUUUGUUGACCUUUAUCUGAGUGGCGACUUCAUGUCCACCAUGUUCAGCCGAGCGCUAUGACUGACGCAGACAGACAGACUGUACAGGCGGAGUUUGAAUUGAAAAAAGUGUUCC
Messenger RNA from Vitrella brassicaformis, 2292 nucleotides. The record is from the annotation of a GenBank genome assembly. NCBI's taxonomy places the organism in Eukaryota, Vitrellaceae.